Molecule: messenger RNA, 4638 nt
Organism: Ceutorhynchus assimilis (cabbage seed weevil)
Lineage: Eukaryota; Metazoa; Arthropoda; Insecta; Coleoptera; Curculionidae
Source: the annotation of a GenBank genome assembly
AGGAGCAUGAAACACAGACAAAAGGGUUGGUGCACGAGGGGGCAGGGGAUAACAGAAAUGAGUAGCUCAAGUGUACGACACUCUAAGCACUGGAACGCGCAAAGCAAUUGUGGAGCACUCCUGAGCUGCUCAGGAGUAACUCAAAUGGGUCACUGGAAAGCACCUCUUGAUCGAAUUUUUUUAUUUUAGCUUUGUUCCAGUUCCAACCCACAGAAGGGAACCGUACAGUUCACCGUCAAGAUUCUGCGCAAGAUGUAAAAUUUGUGCGUAGUAUCCGAAAUUCGUAUACAGAGUGGUUCCGAAACCGUUCUUGGGACGGUUUUUUGGGUUACAACCAAUGAACUUGAUGCUAACUAAUGCAAACCAGGUUCACAAACCCAACAAAAAAAUACCACAUUUAUUUCUUUUGUCCUGUUUUGUGGUCCUGUCUUUAUGGGUGAACUGGUGAAGUGAAAGGACGUCGACCCUAGUCAAAAUUAUCCGGUCAUUCGCCAAAACAUUGAACAAACCCUGUGACUGUGUGUGAAACAUUUCUUUUGUUGUGCGAAUUACAGUCCGAGGUACAAAUUAAUAAAAAUGAUUACCGACGGCCCAACGGAUACAGAGUUUCCGGUAUUGGGCCUACUUCCGAAAAAAGAAACGGGAGCAAUAUCGUUCCUGUCCAAAUAUCCGAAUUACGAUGGCAGGGGCAUUGUUAUUGCUAUUUUGGAUUCGGGGGUGGAUCCUGGAGCUCCUGGCUUACAGACAACCCCGGAAGGAAAGGUAAAAGUCGUAGAAAGGUUUGACUGCAGUGGUUGUGGUGAUGUAAACAUUAGUGUCAUUGUUAAGCCCGAGGAGGGCUAUAUUACUGGCUUAACUGGGAGAAAAUUAAUGAUUCCCCGUGAUUGGGUAAAUCCUUCUGGGACCUAUAGAAUAGGCGUGAAAAAUGCAUAUGAUCUAUAUCCUGAUAGAUUGAAAGAUCGCAUCAAAACAGAAUAUAAAAAGAAAAAAUGGGAAGAAGGCCAGAGAAAAGUACUGAGUAACUUAAAUCGAGAAUUGGCCAACUUAGAAAAUCACCAAAGCACUAAUUGCAACAAUAAUGAAAAUGAAAAAUUUGAAAAGGAGGAUUGUGAAGCAAAAAUCGAAUUAUUAAACAACUUGGACAAGAAAUUUUAUGAUGCUGGUCCAAUUUACGAUUGCAUAGUAUUUCAUGAUGGAACAAAAUGGAUGUGUUGCAUAAAUGUUUCUGAAGAUAAUGAUUUAACCAACUGCCCUUUAUUAGGAGAAUACAGUGUUACUCAUGAAUAUCUCCCACUCACUAAACAAGACAGCUUAAACAUCAGUUUUAAUAUUCAUGAUAAUGGAAAUGUUCUUGAAUUAGUCGGAGUAUGUUCCAGUCAUGGUACACACGUUGCCUCAAUAGCCUCUGCAUAUUUUCCCGAUUCGCCAGAGCAAAAUGGCAUCGCUCCUGGAGCUCAAGUGAUAUCACUCACAAUUGGAGACGGUCGCUUAGGCUCAAUGGAAACCGGUACUGCUUUGAUUCGGGCAAUGAUUAAAAUUAUUAAACUUAAAAAAACUAUGAACGUUGAUGUUAUUAAUAUGAGUUAUGGAGAACGAGCCCAUUGGGUUGAUACAGGACGAAUCGGAGAAUUAGUAAAUGAAAUUGUAAACAAAUAUGGAGUGAUUUGGGUUUCUUCUGCUGGAAAUAACGGACCGGCUUUGGGUACUAUCAGUACACCUUCCGACAUCAAUGAUGAACCUAUUAUUAGUGUGGGUGCCUAUGUAUCACCUGAUAUGAUGGUAGCAGAAUAUGCUAUGAGACAAAAACUACCAGGUGCUCCAUAUACUUGGUCUUCAAGAGGUCCAACUAUUGACGGAGGUGUAGGUGUCCAUGUGUGCGCACCAGGUGGUGCAAUCACAUCAGUACCCAAUUUUACUUUGCGCUAUUCUCAGCUGAUGAACGGUACAUCUAUGGCUUCGCCAAAUUGUGCUGGAGCAAUUUGUCUUUUACUAUCAGGGUUAUCCCAGCAGGGUUUAGGAUCUUCACCCUAUUUAGUAAGGAAAGCUCUAGAAAAUACUGCUAGUUGUAUAGGAGGAGUUGAUGUUGCAUCGCAAGGGGCGGGCUUGAUACAGAUAGAUAAAGCCUUCGAUUAUUUGGUUACCUUCAAUGACAUUCCGGAAAGGAAUGUAAGAUUUCAACUGCAGUGCGGAUCUUCUAAUGCAAAAGGAAUUUAUUUGAGAACCAAAUUAAACACGCUUAAGCAUACAUUUAAAGUAAGUGUUGAGCCGCGUUUUUUAAAUGAAGAUGAAGUGCCAGCAGAAAAAAAAAUAAAUUUCAAUAUGAGACUUGUUCUAACUUGUUCAAAGGACUAUAUACAAUUCCCAAAACAUUUAGAUUUGUCAAAUGUUGCACGAAUGUUCGCUGUAAAUGUAGAUCUCACUUCAAUCCCAGAAGACUUCAUGGACAUAACUUUCAUAAGCGCAUUUGACACAGCUUGCAUAGCCAAAGGACCAGUAUUUAAAAUACCCAUAACCUUAAUUCACCCAAGAGAAAUUUCUGAAUCAAAACUAAAUUUGGACUUCAAGGGACUUAUUUUUAAACCAAAUACGAUACAGAGGCAUUAUUUCGUAGUUCCAAAAUCAGCUACAUGGGCAACAUUGAAGCUUAGCUCAAAUGAAGAUAGUGGACGUUUUGUUAUCCAUACAAUGCAAUCAUUACCUAGGCAGCACUGUAAAGCUUUAGAAACUGUAAAAAACAUAGCUGUAACUUCGAAGACUGAAACAUCAGUUAGUUUUCAACUGAAAGAAGAUAAUGUCGUAGAAGUUGUAAUUGCUAAGUAUUGGGCUAAUACUGGAGACGCAACACUUGAUUAUAGUUUAACAUUUUAUGGUGUUAAACCUAAUCAGCCUUUUGUUAAUAUGCAUGCUGCUGAUGGGAUACAUUCUGUGGAAGUAAAGACUUUACAAGGGGAAGAAAUUUCCCCUUCGAUUACUCUGAAAAAUGCUGUUCAAAUUCUAAAACCAAUCGACGCAAAGAUAUUUCCAUUAUCAAAUCGUGACGUGAUACCCCCUAAUCGUCAAAUUUAUGAACUAGUUUUAGUGUAUAACUUCAGUAUUACAAAGCCAUGCGAAGUAUCUCCAAAUCUAGCCCUUUUGAGUGAUAUGCUAUACGAAUCUGAGUACGAAUCGCAACUUUGGCUACUAUUUGAUUGUAAUAAACAAAUUUUGGGAACAGGCGAUGCAUAUCCAUCAAAGUACAUGGUGAAGCUAGAAAAAGGUGAAUAUUCGAUAAGAUUACAAGUCAGACAUGAUAAAAAAGACUAUUUAGAAAAAAUCAAUGAAGCACCUAUAUUGCUUCAGCAAAAACUGGCUAGUGCAAUCACAAUGGAUGUGUAUCUAUCAUAUUCUCAGGCACUUAUUGGUGGUAAAAAAGCUGGAGUAAUGCACAAUUCAAACCCUCACACUGUUGUACCAUUAUACAUUGCACCUUUAGCAUCAGAUAAGUUCUCUCCUAAAUCUAACAACACAGCUCAUUAUUUAUCUGGAACAAUAACCUACUCGAAAGAUGAAGUAGGCAAAAAGGUUGAUUCAUAUCCAAUAAAAUACUUUUUAUCUGAAAACAGUAGUCCAAAAAAGACAGCUUCAAAUGGUUCAAAUUCUUCACCAGACAAAUCAAAAAUGGAUGAAUAUACUGAGAGUUUGAGAGAUCAUGGAACAAUCUGGAUUUCUAAAUUAGACAAGGAAGGAGGUGAAAAAUUAUAUGAAGAUCUUAUAAAAACAUACCCAAACGUUUUAACAGCACAUUCUUCCUAUUUACAACUGAUAGAUCCUCUUGAUAAAAGAGUUCUACCAGCUGUUAGGAACAAGAUUUGUGGUAAUGCAGACGACUUGAACAAAGUAAUAAGUACCUGUGAUAAAGUGCUAAAAAGUGUUAAUGAGGAAACCAUUUUGGCUUAUAUGGCAACAAAGAGUGAUUUGAGAUCUGAUGCCGCUAAAUAUAAAGUACAAAUGGAGCAACAGAAGAAUGUAUACCUAGAAUGUUUAGCAAGGAAAGGUAUAGCAUUAUGUCGUUUGAGCUUAUUGCAGGGCAAUGCAGAUAUCCAAGAAAUAGCCGGUGCCUGGAUAUCACUUGUAAAAUUUGUUGAUCCUAGUGAUGCAAAGGUGUUGACUUCGCACGUUUUAUAUUUUGCAAUUUGGCACUCCUUUGUGAAACAGCAAUAUGGAAGAAUGCUUAAAUAUCUAUAUAAAUUGCAAGAAGAAAAACCAAAUGAGGAAAUAGAAAAAAAGAUUAUUGAAACCUGUGCAGAAUUGAAAUGGAAACAUGUUGUUUAUUAUUUGGAGAGAGUAUUGCCAUCAAAAUAUCCAACAGAUUAUAAACCAUUUUAAAAAAUAUUGUUAAAUGAAUGUUUAUAAUGAUAAUUUAUCUAUAUGUACUUUUAAUUUUUAAGAUUAGCUAAGUAGGUACCUAGGUGUUCUUGUAGAGUAAGUAAACCAAGUACAUUAUAGUAUAUUGUGGGCAAAUAUUUUUUGUUUCUACAGAAAUUUUAUGAAAACUUUAUUAUUUCGUGUUUCCCAUCUACGGGUACCUAGUUAUCAAAUUUAUAUUGACUAGCUGGAACUAUCUACAAACAUAAUUGGAAUAAAAUGUAUUGUAUGCAA